AUGAGUCGAACUGUAUUAAAUAAACUGUUAUUGCAUUCAUUUGAAAAUUAUAAUGUUCUUUUUAAUGAAUUUCAAUUUCAUAAUCAUAAUCCACAUCAUUUAGGUUCACUUUAUUUAUUGGGUGCAACUGAUGAUAAAUUGGAAAAAGCUUAUGAAAUCAUGUGUAAAGAACUUGUUCCAUAUGAAACAUCUCCUCAAGAAAUAAAUCUUUCCAAUUGGCGAACAUAUCUUGGUGAUAAAGAUUUUUGUAAAAGUUAUCGAGAUUUUUUUCAUGAACAAUUAACAACAAGUGGAAAUAAUUGGCAUGAAAAAUUAAAGGAAUUUUUAUUAGAUAAUGAAGAACAUCCACUAAUUAAUGGUGUUAUUUGCGGUUUAGCACAUCCACUUAUUCAUAUUGGUUAUGCAUUUGAAUUAGAUAGCCAAAUUGUAGGUAUUGAAGCAUUAGCAAUGACUGCUGUUAGUUAUAAUUAUCUUCAUGAUAUUGUUGACAAAUUAAAACCACCAAAAUCUCCUUCAAAAUCAGCUAUAGAAAUUUUUAAAGAUAUUCGUUUGGAUAAUCGUUUGCCGAGUUAUGAUACAUCUGAUGUUCCAACACUCGAAGAAAUUGUUAAAAAUUAUACUGAUUCUGUUCUAUCUCAUUACAAUCAAUGGAAAAUGAAUAAAGAAAAUAUUGAAAAAACAAUUGAAGAAUUAUUUGAUUUAGCAGUUUAUGCCUAUGGUGCAACACAUAAACCAAAUGAUAUUGAGUUUGGUUUUGUCUUACUUCAUUUAGGAGCCAUCCAUAGAGAGCGUCCAGGUUAA
This is a messenger RNA of Rotaria sp. Silwood1, 801 nucleotides long. The record is from the annotation of a GenBank genome assembly. NCBI's taxonomy places the organism in Eukaryota, Metazoa, Rotifera, Eurotatoria, Philodinida, Philodinidae.